AUAUGAUUGGAUUCUGGGAAUUGUAGUCCUUUAAUCAGUUUCCUUAUUCAGCCUACGUUAGGUGGUGGAAUCUGUUCUUCAAAGAAAAGCACACGUGAAAAUAUUGACCAGGGUUGUGUGACUUUAUGGAAACAUGUCAAAGAAGCGGGGCAGGAAGCGUAGCAACGAAGAGUUGAGCGAGAGCUCGGCAUCCACCAUGAGCCCCGACCCGGACAACCUGCUGGGUCACAGAAUCCAACACAACUGGCGGGAGAAGGGCAACGUGACCAAGUGGAAGGGCACGGUUCUGGAGCGGCUGACCGUCAACAGCUCCCUUUACAUGGUCAAAUACGACGGCUUUGACUGCAUCUACGGCAUUGAGCUCUUCAAAGACGGUCGAGUGUCAAAUCUCCAGGUGUUGGCUGAGAAAGUUGUGAAUAAUAAGAUCAAGGUGCCUCCCGGGGCAGAGGAGCUGGUCGGCCGGGCGGUGGAACAUCUGUUUGAGAAGGAGGACGGCGAGAAAAAUGAAUGGAGAGGCAUGGUGCUUUCUCGGGCUCCUAUCAUGACCCACUGGUAUUACAUCACCUACGAGAAGGACCCUGUGCUCUACAUGUACCAGCUGUGGGAUGACUACAAGGACGGCGAUCUGCGUGUUCUUCCCGAAUCAGAGAACAAACACCUGCUCCCAGCAGACAGGAAGCCUGGGGAGGAGGCAGAGAGCCUCGUGGGUAAACAGGUAGAGUACGUCACAGAUAACGGGCUCAAGAGGACCGGGCUGGUCAUCUACCAGGUCCCCGCCAAGCCCACGGUGUACUAUAUCAAGUACGACGACGACGUACACAUCCACGUCUACGACUUGGUUAAAACCACCUAGUCCUCGUACGGACAGUCCCAGCCGUUUUGACUCAGCCAGUCGUUGUUACCAGUCGAAGUGUUAGCGGCGACUCCUACCCACCCCAAGCUGGAAGGAAAUGCUGCCGAAGAUGACAACUAUUCAUUUCAUGGUCUUGCAAUAUUAAAUUGAGGAUGUCUAAUAACAACAAAGGCAUCUUUAGUGUAAAUACAAUUUGUACAGGCCGGCAGGUGACGACAGCUGUUAAAUUCUACUUAAAGAGGGCCAAAUUCAACUCUAAAUAACAUCCCCCCCCCCCCCCUUAUUUUUUACAUAGUCACACAUUGUUAUUAUACUUCAUACAGAAUAUCUGGCUGUCCUGUCGUGCUUUACGUGUCUUACUGGGUAAGUUGAAUAUCAAAGUUCUAUUCAUUUGAGUGACGUGCCGAUUUGACCAUCGCAGUGAACUCAAGAUAUCAGUUGAAUUGUUCAGACGUUGAUUGUGUCACGGAUUAUUCAGGAUAAAAAACGAAAAAAUGUUUAUAAUAUCUCAGUUCUAUUGUGUAAACUGCAAGUUUUCUACUCUAAUGUUGAUGUUUGCUUCAACAGUGUUUGUGCUCCAUGCUAUUUAUAUUAAAUUGUUUUCGUUUUGAAGCCAAUCAUUAUUUACUGAAACUAAAUUGUGCGAUAUGGCCUCAACAUAUAUUGUAAUUGUAACCCUGAAUUAUUGUUCUGUAAAUAGUCGAAUCAUUUUUAUGAUGCUAAUCAAAGAUGUUUGAAAAUCA
Molecule: messenger RNA, 1596 nt
Organism: Syngnathus typhle (broad-nosed pipefish)
Lineage: Eukaryota; Metazoa; Chordata; Actinopteri; Syngnathiformes; Syngnathidae
Product: spindlin-Z-like
Exons: 5
Coding region: 134-853 (239 amino acids)
Biological process (GO): gamete generation
Source: RefSeq, a predicted model, not a curated record